This is a messenger RNA of Mangifera indica (mango), 1679 nucleotides long. RefSeq names its product protein DETOXIFICATION 53-like. NCBI's taxonomy places the organism in Eukaryota, Viridiplantae, Streptophyta, Magnoliopsida, Sapindales, Anacardiaceae. Gene Ontology annotation, biological process: xenobiotic detoxification by transmembrane export across the plasma membrane. Gene Ontology annotation, molecular function: xenobiotic transmembrane transporter activity; antiporter activity. Bases 1 to 1539 code for a protein of 512 amino acids. The transcript is spliced from 2 exons. The record is from RefSeq and is a predicted model, not a curated record. Gene Ontology annotation, cellular component: membrane.
AUGUGUCCGGGGAGUGGAACUGAAUCUCUGGAGAGCAUAAAUCGUGAACCUUUAAUUAUAAAGGAAGACGACGAUAACGAUGAAGGAAUGAGAACAAAACCUGAAGGAAAAUUCAUGCAGGCCUUUUUUAAACAUCGUCCGGUGAGAGAAGAAGUUCUGUCACUGGGAAAGAUUGGAGGCCCCAUAGUAAUGACAACAUUGCUUCUGAAUUCAAGAUCUGCACUUUCUAUGCUGUUUUUGGGUCGUCUGGGGAGAACAGAAUUAGCUGGGGGCUCAUUGGCACUUGCGUGUGCAAAUAUCACAGGCAUUUCAGUCAUUAAAGGCCUGACUACUGGAAUGGAUCCAAUUUGUGGGCAAGCCUAUGGAGCCAGGAAAUUUUCAGUUCUCAGUCAAAUCUUCCAAAAAACUGUGUGUCUUCUCUUGCUUGUAUCCAUUUUCAUCUCUCUCUUCUGGCGAAACAUGGAACCCAUUUUUCUACGUUUAGGACAAAAUCCUGAUAUCUCAAGAGUUGCUACUAGUUACAUGCUCUAUUCUGUACCUGAAUUGCUAGCUCAAGCCAUUCUCCACCCAAUGAGGUCAUUUUUAAGAGCCCAAGACCGGACUAGCCCAAUUACAAUAUCAGCCAUUUUUGCUGUCGUCCUUCACCUUCCAAUCAGCUACUUGUUGGCUAAUCAUUUGAAGUUAGGAGUUAAAGGUGUUGCAUUGGCUCUUGCUUUGAAUACAUUUAACAUGAAUUUGGGCUUGCUAAUUUAUAUCUUCAUGUCUGAGGAAGCACUCAAACCGUGGCAUGGGUUUUCUUUUGAUUCAUUCUUUCAUGGGUGGUGUUCAUUGCUAAGUCUUGCAGUGCCCAGUUGCCUUCAAGUGUGCUUGGAGUGGUGGUGGUAUGAAAUAAUGUUGUUUCUUUGCGGACUAUUGGGGAAUCCAGAGAUUAGCGUUUCAGCCAUGGGAAUUCUUAUUCAAACCACAGGGAUUCUCUAUAUCUUCCCGUUUGCAAUCAACAACAGCUUAGCAACAAGAGUUGGCCAUGAAUUGGGCGCUGGGCAGCCUUCUCAGGCUCAAUGGACUGCUAAAAUCGGCAUUUGCUUGGCUUUGGCUUUCGGGCUUGCAGCCUUUAUUGUCAUGACUGCAAUCAAAUCUUUCUGGGGGAAAUUAUUUACAGACGAGCCACAAGUUCUUCACUUGAUCUCGACUACACUUCCCCUUUUAGGGUUAUGCGAAAUCGGCAACUCUCCGCAAACAUCAGCCUGGGGCGUCCUGACAGGACAGGCACGUCCCAAAGAUGGCGCCCGCAUAAACUUAUAUUCAUUUUACUUGCUGGGCUUACCGGUUGCUGUUCUCUCGACGUUCAGAUUCGAAGUUGGGUUCCAUGGUCCUUGGUAUGGGCUGCUGGUUGCGCAGUUUUGUUGUGCGUGUAUGAUGAUCAUCACGUUGAUUCGAACGGACUGGGAACUCCAGGCCAAGAGAGCUGCAGAGCUCACCAGGGCUGCAGAAAAUGAGGAAGAUGACUUAGAGAGUGCUUUAAUUAGCAAUGAAGACUGAGACAAUCUCCGAAGUACUCAACAUUUUGACAAGCUUAUGCAGGGACAAAACUUCCCUUAUAAUAAGAAUCCCACCAUUGAUGUGAUGUUCCUCACAAUUGUUAAAGAAAAUAAAUAUAGAUGUUGAGUUAUCUAACCUGU